Molecule: messenger RNA, 936 nt
Organism: Carya illinoinensis
Lineage: Eukaryota; Viridiplantae; Streptophyta; Magnoliopsida; Fagales; Juglandaceae
Product: cyclic pyranopterin monophosphate synthase, mitochondrial
Exons: 2
Coding region: 31-723 (230 amino acids)
Biological process (GO): Mo-molybdopterin cofactor biosynthetic process
Source: RefSeq, a predicted model, not a curated record
CUGUAGGACAAAAUUUGAGAUCUGUGAAUCAUGUUCCUCAGGAGACUUGCAGUGGCGCUCCCUCACUCAAGAAGUUUCUUAAGCGGUGGCAAUAACCAUGAUCUUGCUAGUGCCAUUUCUGAGCUAAAUAAGGAAAUGGAAUCCGUGUUUGGUGAGCCUCCUCCAAUUGGUCAUGCCAGUUCUAACAGUAAUCAAUAUAUGGCUCAAGAACCCCAGUUCGUUUCUCAAAAGGUAGUUGACAGCACACCUGGCCUGACCCACAUUAGCAGUACGGGUGAAGCCCAAAUGGUUGAUGUUUCUCGCAAAGAAAGUAGUAAGAGAACUGCGAUUGCCAGUUGUAAAGUAAUUCUUGGCAAGAAGGUGUUUGAUUUGGUUGCGGCUAACCAGAUUGCCAAGGGAGAUGUCCUUACUGUGGCAAAAAUUGCAGGAAUUGGUGGAGCAAAGAAAACAAGCUGUCUCAUCCCACUUUGCCACAACAUAUACUUAACUCAUGUUCGUGUCGAUCUGAUGCUGAACGCCAAGCAUUUUAGUGUUGAUAUAGAAGGGGAAGCUGCAUGUACAGGGAAAACCGGGGUUGAAAUGGAAGCAAUGACGGCAGUGACCAUUGCUGGUCUAACAGUUUAUGAUAUGUGCAAGGCUGCCUCGAAGGAUAUCCAGAUUACAGAUGUGCGUCUUGAGUGCAAAACUGGUGGGAAGAGUGGGGACUGGUCCAGGGAGAAGUAAUAUUGUCUUUAAGGAAGGCCAUAGUGAAAAAUGCUACCGAAUGUUUUGGGUAUUAGUUUUAGUGGAUAUUUACUUGUCCAAUUAAAAUGAAUGUUCAGCACCCUUUUGUUUUUUAGAAUUUCAAGUUUAUGUUCUUUCCAAAUUGAGUUAUUACAAAUGAACCAUAUUACCUAAAUUGUACAGAAAUUCGAAGUAGCUUGCAUCUUCUGAGCA